This is a messenger RNA of Cordyceps militaris CM01, 1275 nucleotides long. Its product is annotated as Aspartate/other aminotransferase. Gene Ontology annotation, cellular component: mitochondrion. Lineage: Eukaryota; Fungi; Ascomycota; Sordariomycetes; Hypocreales; Cordycipitaceae. Gene Ontology annotation, molecular function: pyridoxal phosphate binding; L-aspartate:2-oxoglutarate transaminase activity. The transcript is spliced from 5 exons. Gene Ontology annotation, biological process: L-aspartate catabolic process; biosynthetic process. The coding region runs from base 1 to 1275 and encodes 424 amino acids. The record is from RefSeq and is a predicted model, not a curated record.
AUGAUGUCUACUCUUCGUAUCGCCGGCCGUCAGGCUACCCAGCGCACGACCCUUGCUGUCGCUGCUGGUCGCGCUGCCGCCUCGACCUGGGCCAACGUCCCUCAGGGCCCUCCUGCAAUUCUCGGUAUCACUGAAGCUUUCAAAGCCGACAGCUUCGACAAGAAGAUCAACCUCGGUGUCGGCGCUUACCGCGAUGACAAGGGAAAACCCUACGUCCUACCCUCUGUCCGCGCGGCCGAGCAAAAGGUCAUUGACGAGAAGCUGAACAAGGAGUACGCCGGCAUCACCGGUGUCCCCGAGCUCCCUCCCCUGGCCGCCAAGCUUGCCUACGGCGAGAACUCAUCCGCCCUCGACCGCCUGGCCAUCACCCAGUCCAUCUCAGGCACCGGUGCCCUGCGCAUCGGCGCCGACUUCCUCGCCCGCUUCUACCCCGGCGAGAAGAAGAUCUACAUCCCCCAGCCGUCGUGGGCCAACCAUAAGGCCGUCUUCACCGACGCUGGCCUCAAGGUCGAGCAGUACCGCUACUACAACAAGGAUACCAUCGGUCUCGACUUUGAGGGCAUGGUUGCCGAUAUCAAGGCCGCCCCCAAUGGCAGCGUCUUCCUCUUCCACGCCUGCGCCCACAACCCCACCGGCGUCGACCCCACGCAGGAGCAGUGGAAGCAGCUCUCUCAGAUCACCAAGGACCACGGCCAUUUUGCCUUCUUCGACAUGGCCUACCAGGGCUUCGCCAGCGGUAACAUUGACCAGGACGCCUUUGCCGUCCGCUACUUUGUCGAGCAGGGCCACAACGUCGCCCUCUGCCAGUCGUUUGCCAAGAACAUGGGUCUCUAUGGUGAGCGUGUCGGUGCUUUCUCCAUUGUCUGCGAAGACGCCGCCGAGAAGAAGCGCGUCGACUCGCAGCUCAAGAUCAUCAUCCGUCCCAUCUACUCCAACCCCCCCAUCCACGGCGCCCGCAUCGCCUCCACAAUCCUCGGCGACCCCAAGCUGCGCGAGCAGUGGCUCGCCGAGCUCAAGGGCAUGGCCGACCGCAUCAUCUCCAUGCGCGCUCUGCUCAAGGAUAACCUUGAGAAGCUCGGCUCCAAGCACGACUGGUCGCACAUCACCUCCCAGAUUGGCAUGUUCGCUUACACCGGCCUCACUGCCGAUGAGAUGACCAAGCUCGCCCAGGAGUUCUCCGUCUACGCUACCAAGGAUGGCCGCAUCUCCGUCGCCGGCAUCACCAGCGACAACGUCGGCCGCCUUGCCGAGGCCAUCUUCAAGGUCAAGGGUUAA